Molecule: messenger RNA, 3762 nt
Organism: Nilaparvata lugens (brown planthopper)
Lineage: Eukaryota; Metazoa; Arthropoda; Insecta; Hemiptera; Delphacidae
Exons: 5
Coding region: 1824-2987 (387 amino acids)
Biological process (GO): phospholipid metabolic process; arachidonate secretion
Molecular function (GO): A2-type glycerophospholipase activity
Source: RefSeq, a predicted model, not a curated record
CGGCGCCGGAUGUAGCGAACGGACGUGCGAAUUUUUUGUUCGUUUUUGUGCGGCGUGCCUUCGGGAACAGUGAGUGUAUGUAUCAUCUGUUCCCCUACAACUGGUAGUAUAUACCAUCGGAAUGUCUUGCGGUUCCUAGACGCGGCGCCCCCCUCCUCUGCAGCCGUUCCCCUCUUCGAAACGCGCACCGGCUGAAAGUCUGCUCGCGAGGAACGAACCUAACCUAACCUAGUUGCUAGUUCAGUCUUCCAUCGGACAGCGACGUGGAAGCAUGCUCUGUCACGUCCUCACUCUGUACCGGCUUUUUACGUACGCCGCGGCCGCGUGUUUCAACCAUCGUCAAGUAGUUUGAUACCGUCUGCUCCCUCAGGUGGCCAAAACUGAUUGAUUAGGCUUCGUGGAUAUUUGAAGUGUUGUCUCGGCUUUGUAGAAGAAAAGUGUUCGGUUUUUUUUCAAAUUUCGGUGGGGAAAGUAACACUAGAAAAAAAGACACAAAGUUGCGAAUUACACACGUGUAUUGUGAUGCAUUUAUAGGUUACAGAUUAAUCUUUUUACUUCAUUGUUUUUUCUACUCUUAUGAAUUGUGUUUUGUGAUCAAGUAAGACGUGAUUUGCUGAAUUAAACUCAACCAGUCUUCUGAAUUUCUGAUACUUUGAAUCUUUAUUCAAAAUUCACUCUUGAACUUUUACAUACGGUAAACUUUGAGCUGAAUUAUUAUCUCGCAAAAACGUUUUCCAGGAAGUGAGUGAGAGUGUCUAUAGGAUUUGUGCGAUUGUUGAAUAUUUUGGAUUUUCUAUAGACUUCCUACAAUACAGGCUAAAAGGAGUGUGAUUUUUUUCUGGAACAUUGUGUCGGGUUUUUGAAGGAUUUUAAAUUGCACAUUCUUCAAUAUUUAGAGCGAUGAAAAUCGGAAUGAUAUUUGAAAUCAUGAUGAAUCUUAAUUUUUUCAAGUUGAAUUAUAGUGAGGUGAAAGUUACCGUGAAGAUUAGUUGUGACUCACCAGUUUAUUAAGAACGUUUCUGAAAAUUUGUUGAACCUUUGUUAAAAACGCUAAUCCUUUUCAACUUGUAGGAUCAUUCUCACUCAAACAAUUUCAUGAACCACUUAACAUUACGUGAAUACAUCAUCAUUAGUUACAACCACCUGUUGUAACUGCGUCCAACUUACGCUAAAAAAUAGCCUUCCUUAUUUUAUCACGUUAUUGCUUCACGAUUAUCAUCAGUCUCGUACUACGAUAACCCCAAGGCUGGCUACUCCAUUUAAAAAAAUCUCAUACUUCCAUCAACUGCAAAUAUUGUUCAGGCCUAGCAUUCACAGAAACUCAUACCAAAGACUACUGACUGAAAAUAUUGAAUUCUUCAAUAAAAACAUUCAUAUAUGGGAAUUCUUCAUAUAUUUGUGUGAUUGGAGAAUAUCCUGAAGCUACGAGAGUAUUGCAACGUUGUUCAUAAUAUAAAGUGAUAUUAUCUCUUCCAAAUUCAUCAUAAAAUUCUAAUAUUGAUUUUUCAUACUUCAAUCUGCUCUGAAGCUAAAACCUCCAAAGAAAUCAAAUAUUCCAAAUCAUUAUAUUUUUUUCAUAUCUUAGUAAUUUGAGCCAUUUUUUUAUCCAUUUCCUUGAUCAUUUUUGCAAAAUUUCCAAGUCAUUCUGGUUAUUGAGCCUAACCACUUAACGUGCGAUUUCUCUCUGAUCCAAUUAUGCUAAAAGUUUGGGAAACUGCAUCAACUACAAAUCUAUCCACACAGAGACGUUGGUGCUGCAUUUUCCGAAAACAGUGAUUUUCGAAUUGAAAACUAGGAAUCUGGACAGAUCAGUGAUACAAACUAUGGUUAGUUCGAGGAGUUUGUGCUCGUUUCUGCUGUGGUUCGUCCUAUUCUCCGCCAGUGCUUUCACAAUUUCAUCAUCAUCCUCUUCGUUCUCACCUUCCACUGAUGUCGUCUCUUACGAGAAACUUUCUGACGGCGAGAUGGAAACGCUUGUUCGUCAUAAGGGAGUCUCAGCCAAGGAAACCUCUAUGAGACCUCGUGGACAGAAGAAUGGCGCAACCCUAAAACUGCGUCAAGUGAGCGAUGGACGUGUGCUGCUACAGUUGAUCUACGGUCUAGACGGCGCUCUGAAAGACUGCGAACAACUGCACGACGCCGCGUCAGUCACGCAGUUUGUGCGUUCGUUCGACGACGCUCUGCGUGCCAAAGGCAACGUCACCACGCUCACGCACCUGACGCGUGAUCUGCGGUGGCUGAACAUGCAUAAGCUGCGUAUGGCCUGCCACAGGAACCAGCGACUGCUUGCCAAAGUGGCCAGACGGACGUCUCGAGACGACGGUAGUAGUCAUAAGAGACGGCAUAGGGCCGACAAUUUCCUGCAAAGGUCGGGCGUGCUGGUGGCGCCGGGCACGAAGUGGUGUGGCCAUUCGGACACGGCGGACACGGUGAUGUCACUGGGUGCAUUUGGUGCGACUGACAGGUGCUGCCGCAGCCAUGACUUGUGCCCGACCAAUGUGCCCGGUCUCUCGCAGAAGUUCAACUUCUUCAACUACCGGCCCUUCACGCUCAGUCACUGCUCGUGCGAUGCCAGGCGCACAGGCGAUGCUGCUAUGGUGCUGCCGGGUACUAAAUGGUGCGGCAAGGGCUCUUCCGCCUCCGAGUGGUCGCAGCUGGGCGGGCUGGGGGCGGCCGAUCGCUGCUGCCGCCUCCACGACACCUCCUGCCCCCACCAUGUGCCCGCCUUUGCCGCCCGCUACGGCCUUUUCAACUGGAGGCCGUCUACGCUCAUGCAUUGCGCCUGUGAUGCCAGAUUUCGAGCAUGCCUGAAGAUGGCCAACACGGGAACAGCGAAUCUGGUGGGGAAGUUGUUCUUCAACGUGGUGCAGACAAAAUGUUUCAUCCUGAAACCGGAAGUGGUCUGCGUGCAGCGCUCCUGGUGGGGAAAAUGUGUAAAAACCGAACGCCGCAAACAGGCGCACAUGCGAGAUAAUCCUCCCUACUAAUUAAUUAAUAUUAAUUAAUCAAUAUUAAUAGACUGCUGCAUUUUGUCGAAACUCUCCACCUACUAUUAAUUUAAUCGAUAUUUAUUUUAUUGUAUAGAUCGAUCAAAAUAAUGAUCGAAACAUAAGCUUUAUAUCGAGCGAGCGAUUGGUCAAGUCAUUGAUGAGUGAUGUCCUUGCCCUGGUGUCACCAUAAUUAUUUGAUUGAUUAAUCAUCAAUCCUUGAAUAAUAAUAAUGGGUAAUUAUGUUCUGGAGUCCUGUGUGGAGAGUUAAUCAUAUUGAAAGUAAUUUUCUUGGGAGAAUUAAAAUAGUUGGGUCCUGUUGAGUAGUUGACCUGAGUUUCCUGAGAAUAAUAUGAUUGUGAAAAUUGAACAAGCAUAUUAACGACUCCAUUAUACCGUGUCCAAGGUUGAAAACCUUGGUAAUCUUGUAAUAUCGAUGUUCCAAUACAUUUAUGUGUGAGUGUAAGAAUGCAAGUGAAUGUAUGUAAGUGAAUAAGGGUGCAGAUGACUCUUAAGUGAAGUGAGUCUAACAUGAAAAUACAACUGAUGAACUGUUCAGAAUAGUAUGCAUUUCUAGUUGCAUAAAGCUGCGUUUACACCGAAGAUAAUAGCACGAGUUAUUAACAAAAGGUUAUUAACUUGACUGAAUUGUCAAAAAUGUAUCAUAACAAAAGUUACAGUAAUAACUCGUGUUUUUAACAGAAAAUUCCUUGCUAUUAAAGGAAAUGUUAUUAACGUAAUGUUAAUGACUUUGUUAUUAACAACAGUUAAUGAA